Alosa sapidissima (American shad) is the source of this 588-nucleotide messenger RNA. RefSeq names its product keratin-associated protein 10-11-like. The transcript has 6 exons. The record is from RefSeq and is a predicted model, not a curated record. Lineage: Eukaryota; Metazoa; Chordata; Actinopteri; Clupeiformes; Clupeidae.
AUGUGAGUGUUCUGUGACUGUGUUCUGUGUGUGUGUGUGUGUGUUUGCUUGUUUAUGUAUGUGUGUGUGUGUGUGUGUGUUUAUGUAUGUGUGUGUGUGUGUGUGUGUGUGUGUGUGUGUGUGUGUGUGUGUGUGUGUGUGUGUGUAUGUGUGUGUGUGUGUGUCUGUGUGUGUGUAUGUGUGUGUGUGUGUGUCUGUGUGUGUGUGUGUGUCUGUGUGUGUGUGUGCGUGUGUGUCUGUGUGUGUGUGUCUGUGUGUGUGUGUGUGUGUCUGUGCGUGUGUGUGUGUGUGUGUGUGUACGUUCGUGCGUCUUAUGUGUGUAUGUGUGUGUUAAUGCAUGUGUGGUUGUGCGUGUGUGUGUAUGUGUGUGUGUGUGUGUGUGUGUGUCUGUGCAUGUGUGCGUGUGUGUGUGUGUGUGUGUGUGUCUGUGUGUGUGCGUGUGUGUCUGUAUGUGUAACAGGAAGUGUGUGUGUGUGUGUGUGUGUGUGUGUGUGUGUGUGUGUGUGUGUGUGUGUGUAUGUGUGUGUGUGUGUGUGUGUGUGUGUGUGUGUAUGUAUGUGUGUGCGGCGGAUCAUGAUGAAGAGAUGA